Messenger RNA from Acanthosepion pharaonis, 2037 nucleotides. Lineage: Eukaryota; Metazoa; Mollusca; Cephalopoda; Sepiida; Sepiidae. The record is from the annotation of a GenBank genome assembly.
AUGCUCUCUUUGUGUGUGUGUGUGUCUCUCUCUCGCUCUCUUUGUGUGCGUAUGUGUGUGUGUGUCUCUCUCUCUCUCUCUCUUUGUGUGCUUGUGUAUGUGUGUGUGUGUCUCUCUCUCUCUCUCUUUGUGUGCGUAUGUGUGUGUGUCUCUCUCUCUCUCUGUGUGUCUCUCUCUGCUCUCUUUGUGCGUAUGUGUGUGUGUCUCUCUCUCGCUCUCUUUGUGUGCCUUCCUUCACACACACUUCCUUUUUUUUUCUCCUCUCUUCUCUCACUCUCUCUGUUUUUAUCUUUUAUCCAACGUCUCUCUUCGCCCAUCCUUCCAAGGUCUCUUUCAUUUUUUUUCUUUACGUCAACGGGGACCCCCUCAUCCCUGAUCCCGCUACCACCACUUUGUGUUGCUUUGCUAAAAUUUCUAUCUUUUCAAGUAACUGCUUCCCAACCGGUUUGUGACGAAUUGUGUACUAUUAUUUUAUUGACAUUUAUGUUGUCGAAUUCAGAAAGUUCAACGGGGCAGGAUGCCGUAGCAUCUGAAACUGACGAAGAACAAGAAUGUCUAGUAUCUGUAAAGCAGAGAAUCCAACGGUUGGAGGAGACAAAAGCCAGCCGGAAACAAAUAUGCAAGGAUGGCCAGAAAAAAAGAACCCCGCCACCUGUUCCAGAAAAACCAAGAUCCCUUUCCUUACGAGGGCCGGCCGACUUUUCAACAUUCAAGGCGAUCCCACCUGAAAAGCAACGCAACAAGAUGCAGACCGAGCAAGAUUCGUUUAGGGAGUCGCAGAGGUUCAAAUCCACCAGCGACCUUAGCGAAGUUGACAAAGAUUCGGGUGUGUCGAUCGAACCAAAUGUGACCCCAUCGCUGCACUGGAUGCUCGCUCAGCAGCAGCACCCGUCUAAAUUGAAAAACCUUUAUUCUGGGGGCCGAGGUUCGGAUCCAGAUAUAUCCCAUUUGAAAGAUACAAGUAAUAGUCACUCUUUGUCGUUUCGCCAAGAUUGCAAUUUACCUUUUUCGCAGAUUGGUUCGUCUGAUGGUUAUAGUACCCUUCCUGGCAAAAAGAGGCGGCCGAUGCGAGCGAGCACAGGUUCGGCCCCAUCUUUGGCACCCAAAGAAUUCCAGGCCCAAAAUAAGGAUGUUGCUUUGCUGUAUCGGCCACGUCCGAUUAAACCUUGUUCACCAAACAUUACACCGCGCAACAAUUCUGCUUACCACACUUUGCCGAGAUCAUCAACCAGUAUCAAAGAGAUGGAUCGAUCAUCGUCAGAACAGGAUGUUCAAACUGGUAGCAUAACUAGCGACGAAGAUGGUGGAUUUCAUGAAGAACAAGACGUUUCUCUUUCGAAAAGCCAACUGGAACGGAUGUCUUCCAGCUUUCCAAGCCCUCACUCUGCGACAAAUGACUCCUCACGAAGAGAAACAGAAUGCCGGAAGCUAUCGUUGGAAAAUCUAGUUUUAAGCGACAACCAAUCGGAAACCGAGGUUCAAAACAACAUCCGCCGUUCACUAAGUCCUCUCAGAGUCGAAGUUCCUGCUUCUGUUUCUUUUCACUCUUCUCAAUUAUUCUUUCUUGCAAGUUAUUGGUAUCUCUAUACAGAAGCAGAGAAAUUAACCCAGCUACGAGCACUCCGUGUUUGUUUAUAUUUCUUUUUACGUCACAUUCUCUCUCACUCUUUCUCCGCGUUUUGUCUCUCAUUGUCUGCGUGUUUCUGUCAGUCUCUCAUUGUCUGCGUGUUUCUGUCGGUCUCUCAUUGUCUGCGUGUUUCUGUCGGUCUCUCAUUGUCUGCGUGUUUCUGCCCGUCUCUCUUUUGUCCGCGUGUUUCUGCCCGUCUCUCUUUUGUCCGCGUGUUUCUGCCCGUCACUCCUUUGUCCGCGUGUUUCUGCCGGUCUCUCCUUUGUCCGCGUGUUUCUGCCGGUCUCUCCUUUGUCCGCGUGUUUCUGCUGGUCUCUCCUUUGUCCGCGUGUUUCUGCUGGUCUCUCCUUUGUCCGCGUGUUUCUGCCGGUCUCUCUUUUGUCCGCGUGUUUCUAUUUCUCGGCACUUAG